CAAAACAAAAUAUUUAUCACGUUUUUGAACGCUAAUUAAGUGUUGCAAUAAUCAAACAAUAUGGCGGCUACCGGAAGUUCAAUUUUACUUACGUUCUUUUCAGAGUUUGACACACGUGCCGCGUGGAGUUUUACCUCGCAGCACGAUGGUUGCCGUUACACAGAAGAAGCCUGCUGACAAGCCGGCACCAAAGGGCAAGGAGGGCAGUAAGAAGUUGCCGGCGGUGCCAGAGUCUGUGCUCAAGCACCGCAAGAGGAGGGAAGCUCUCAGGGCUCGCCGUGUCCAGGUCACACUCAAGAGGCGUUCAGCUGCCAUCAAGAAGAAGAAGGAGAUCUUCAAGAGAGCAGAACAGUAUGUUAAGGAGUACCGCAUCAGGGAACGUGAUGAAAUUAGGCUAGCAAGACAGGCACGCAACCGUGGCAACUACUAUGUUCCCGGUGAAGCCAAGCUUGCGUUUGUUAUCCGUAUUCGUGGUAUCAACCAGGUUUCACCAAAGGUCCGCAAAGUCCUCCAGCUGUUCAGGCUGAGACAGAUCAACAACGGUGUGUUCGUGCGCCUCAACAAAGCGACCGUCAACAUGCUGCGGAUCGCGGAGCCCUACAUCACCUGGGGGUACCCCAACCUCAAGAGCGUGCGGGAGUUGGUAUACAAACGCGGUUUCGCCAAGGUGAAGGGCCAGCGCAUGCCGAUCGCGUCCAACACAAUCGUCGAGGAGAAACUCGGCAAGAACGACAUCAUCUGCGUGGAGGACCUGAUCCAUGAGAUCUUCACAGUUGGAGAUAAGUUCAAGUACGCCAGCAACUUCCUGUGGCCAUUCAAACUGAACAACCCGACCGGGGGCUGGCGCAAAAAGACCAUCCAUUACGUCGACGGCGGAGACUUCGGAAACCGCGAAGAUAAGAUCAACGAGCUGUUGAGGAGAAUGGUCUAAUAAUAUAGAUUUUAACAACUA
This is a messenger RNA of Amyelois transitella, 952 nucleotides long. It is a transcript of the gene RpL7, whose product is annotated as large ribosomal subunit protein uL30. Gene Ontology annotation, cellular component: cytosolic large ribosomal subunit. Lineage: Eukaryota; Metazoa; Arthropoda; Insecta; Lepidoptera; Pyralidae. The transcript is spliced from 7 exons. Gene Ontology annotation, molecular function: RNA binding; structural constituent of ribosome. The record is from RefSeq and is a predicted model, not a curated record. The coding region runs from base 146 to 931 and encodes 261 amino acids. Gene Ontology annotation, biological process: maturation of LSU-rRNA from tricistronic rRNA transcript (SSU-rRNA, 5.8S rRNA, LSU-rRNA).